Molecule: messenger RNA, 1893 nt
Organism: Pneumocystis carinii B80
Lineage: Eukaryota; Fungi; Ascomycota; Pneumocystomycetes; Pneumocystales; Pneumocystaceae
Exons: 4
Coding region: 47-1831 (594 amino acids)
Biological process (GO): rRNA processing
Cellular component (GO): nucleus
Molecular function (GO): RNA binding
Source: RefSeq, a predicted model, not a curated record
AAAAUAUCUUCUCUUCAACCUUCAGAAAAAUGAAGCUGGUCUAUAGAUGGACCAAAGAUUCCCUGUAGAUUCAGAUCCUCGGUUUAUACGACCAAAGAAGAGGGGGCGAGUUGUUCUAGACUCUCGUUUUUCCUCAAUUCUUGAUCCAGAGUUUUCAGAACAGCCUUUAUUUGAUAAAUAUGGACGGCGUUUAAAGGAUAGAAGAAAGGACUUGAAGGAUGUUAAGUCCCUGUACAUUUUACCGGAAAAAAACGGCAGUGAUUUAGACGAUUUUGAGGUUAAAAACAAGAGUUUAGAAAAAAAGGAUUUAGAUGGGGAUAAAACCCAUGAAAAAGGGCCAGAAAAGCCUUAUACAUCAUCAGAAGAGGAUGAUAUUUCAUCAGAAGAAGAUUUAUCGUCAGAUUUUUCGUUAAAAGAUGUAGAAGAUGUAGAACUGGCUGAUCCAGAGCCAGAAAAUGAGAUUCCAAGGGGAGAAAUGACUUCCAGACUGGCAGUUGUUAAUCUUGACUGGGAUCAUAUUCGUUCAGUUGAUAUUUUUGCGGCGCUUGGCAGUUUUGUGCCCAAAGGAGGGAGUAUUUUGAGUGUUAAGAUUUAUCCUAGUGAAUUUGGGAGAAAAAGAAUGGAAAAAGAGGAUAUACAAGGUCCUCCUAGAAGUAUUUUUUGUAGGAGCCCUUCAAGGGAUUCAUUAGUUAAAAAUAAGGCUCAAGAAUUGGGGGAGUUUCAUAAAGAAAUUGAAAAUAGUGUAGAUGAUUCAGAUGCAGAUGAUUCAGAUGAUGCAGAUGAUGCAGAUAGUUCAAGUGAUGAAAAGAUACAAAAAGAGAUAGUAAAGGAAGAUAAUGGUAAUGAUUUCAAUAUGACACAGCUUCGAAAGUAUCAGCUUGAAAGACUUCGUUAUUAUUAUGCAAUUGUUACAUGUGAUUCAAUUGAUACUGCAAAACAUAUAUAUAUACAUUGUGAUGGCAGGGAAUAUGAAGCAUCAGCUAACUUUUUUGAUUUAAGAUUUGUUCCAGAUAAUGAAUCAUUUGAUUCAAUGCAAAUAAGAGAUGAAUGUUCAUCACUUCCAGAAGGCUAUACUCCUGAAGAAUUCGUUACAGAUGCUUUAAAACAUUCAAAUGUAAAGUUAAUGUGGGAUAAUGAUGAUCCUGUUUAUCUUCAAAUGGUAAAACGGGCAUUCUCCGGAAAAGAAAUAGAUGAAAAUGAUUUCAAAGUAUAUUUAGCAUCAACAGAUAGUGAUGCAAGUGAUGCUGAAACUACAAAAAAGUAUCGUUCACUUCUUUUAAACAAUGAUGAUCCUUUAAAUGACCAAAUUGACCAAAAUAACAUUCUUGGCGAUAUGAAGGUUACAUUUAUGCCUGGAAUAGACGAUCAAAUUUCAGAUCAUGUCCCUCCUGAAACUUCUUUGGAAAAAUAUAAGAGAAAAGAAAAAGAAAGAAAGAAAAGAAACAAAGAUAAACACAAUUCUACACUGGAAAACUCUCUUCUUGAUUCUAACCUCAAUAAAAACAUCGAUCUUGGCUUCAAUGAUCCUUUUUUCUCACUGGAUUCUUCUUCUACACAAACAAAACAUAAAACUCAACUCAAACAUAAAAAUAAAAUCAUACAAAAUUAUACAAAAAAAACAAAACAACCUCCACAACAUCUACAACAAAAUAAUACUCCUGAUCCCUUUCAAUUGGAUUUAGAUGACCCUCGCUUCUCUGCAAUGUACUCAAGUCAUCAUUUCGACAUUGAUCCUACAAAUCCUCGUUUUAAAAAAACUCAUUCAAUCAUCAAAAUCAUGCAAAAACGUCAAUCUAUUCAAAAUUCUUCUUCACAAAAAAAAAUCCACUAAUCUUUCUACAACUUCACUAUUUUCUACUAUAUUCAUCUACAAAAAACUCUCAAAAAAUACAC